AUGUCAACUCAAGGCUUUGACCCAAACAGGGCACAAAAUUUGCCGGAAAUUGAAAAACAGAUGGCAGUAAAGUGUGUCGAACAAGCACAAACGUUAUGGUCAUUAUAUGAAAAAGUUAAACCUUCAACGCUUAGGCUAACAAAAUUAGACGAUGAAAUUUAUCAAGAUAUGGAAGAAACAUUUGAAGAAUUACGACAAACUGAAAGUGAUAAAGUUGGCGGGGUUGCAAAAAUUGAUGAAGAAAGAAUGAAAUCUGAUGAAGGAAAGAAGAAAUGGAGAGAUUUCAUCGCCAAAUACGAAAAUAAGGUGUCCGACUACAAUUUUGGUACUCUAAUCCGAACAGACGCUUCUGACGAAUACACACAAUUCAACACUACUUUUGUCACACGCAUGCAAUUUUACGUUUACGAGAUUGCCCGUAAUAGACGGGGAUUGAACGACUGGGUAUACGACAAAGCCCAAGAAGAAGCACGCAAAGAGGUAGGUACCGACAAAAACGAGAGAAUAGACUUGAAUGACGUACUAAUAACUUCCUCCCCUCCCUUUCCUCAGGCUGAGAAGAAGAACAAGAGCAAGAAGUAG
Messenger RNA from Meira miltonrushii, 582 nucleotides. RefSeq names its product DUF757-domain-containing protein. The transcript is spliced from 3 exons. Gene Ontology annotation, cellular component: cytoplasm. Bases 1 to 582 code for a protein of 193 amino acids. The record is from RefSeq and is a predicted model, not a curated record. NCBI's taxonomy places the organism in Eukaryota, Fungi, Basidiomycota, Exobasidiomycetes, Exobasidiales, Brachybasidiaceae.